AUGGCCUAUAGUGCUAGAAAGCAAAAAGCAUUUCCUUCCAAAGAAACAACUCUUUCCUACUGGAUUGGAGAGGCCGAGGCUAAGCUUGCUAAGCACCGAACAACGGAGGAACUACCCGAACAGGCUGAUGUGCUGAUCAUCGGAUCUGGCUUUAGCGGAGCUUCGGUGGCUUUCAAUCUGCUUGAGCAGACAGAUGAGACGGUAUUGCUGCUGGAGGCUCGUGAUAUCUGCUCUGGGGCUACGGGAAGGAAUGGUGGACACAUGCGGAGCUACUAUCAUCACGAUCAGUACGACUUCUCGAAAAACUACGGGCAGAAAACUGCCGCACACAUUGCCAUGUAUGAGCACGAAGAGCUCAAUGUUGUUGAGAAUCUGGUCAGGAAGUAUAGUAUCGAUUGCAACUUUGUUAGAAGAACCUCGUUCGUGACUUACGAUGAUCCUUCCUUAGAAAAAUCUGGAUUAAGAGAUUACUAUGCGUUUGUAAACAACCCCUAUAUCGAUCAGAAGGUCAAAGAUGGAGUGAGGAUAGUGUUUGAUGAACAAGCCAGAAAAGAGCAUGCAAGCACUUCGUUUGGGGUCUACACACCUACAUCCUCUGUGUGGCCGUACAAGCUAGUCUGCGGUCUUCUCGAGAUUGCUCUUUCCAAAGGGUUGAACCUACAAACAAACACUGCUGUCGAGGAGCUGGAAUGUCUUGAGGACAAUACUUGGAUGGUGAAGACACCACGUGGACACGUGCAUGCGAGGAAAGUUGUGAUCGCCACCAAUGCUUACACGAGAGCUCUUUUGCCCGACUUUUGGGGCAAGAUCACGCCUGUCAAAGGCGUGGUCUCUCAUCUGAAAUCAGAAUCAAACAAGACUCUUGAGACCAACAUGGUCCACACAAUACCCGUCGAGAUCGACUACAUCAGCGUUCAAGACGAUGGGUCGUUGAUAAUUGGAGGCGGUGGCAAAACAUACAAAACUCCUCCAAACCGAGAAAUGAUGGUUGACAAUGCAGACGACUCUUACUUUCCAGAAGAGACCAGGCAGUAUUUUGUUGG
Molecule: messenger RNA, 1043 nt
Organism: Ogataea angusta
Lineage: Eukaryota; Fungi; Ascomycota; Pichiomycetes; Pichiales; Pichiaceae
Exons: 1
Cellular component (GO): cytoplasm
Molecular function (GO): oxidoreductase activity
Source: RefSeq, a predicted model, not a curated record